UACUACCGGGAUAUGCUCUGUACCCAGUCUGCUGGCUGCAUAUCUGACCAGAAGGCCGCUCUCUGCACCCUGUUGAAGUCACUGCUGCACCGCCUCUGCCAGUGCUACCACUUCAACAAGUAGCAGCAGCCAAUACAGUUUGCUGAAGAUGAUGGAGCAGUUUUUUCAUCUGCUGCACCAACUGACACACAUUGUUCACUUCCAUGGAAUACAAAUGUAUCAUGAGUUCCCAUCUAAAUAACAUAGGAAGAUGUCUGGAAAAGUCAAGUUAUACUACUUCUAUGGCAGAGGUAAAAUGGAGUCCGUACGCUGGCUGCUUGCAACGGCUGGUGUUGAGUUCGAAGAAGAGAUUUUGGAAACAAGGGAACAAUAUAAAGCAUUAGUUCGAGAUGGAUUCCUGUUGUUUCAUCAAGUACCAAUGGUGGAAAUUGAUGGAAUGAAACUUGUUCAGAGUAAAGCUAUUCUCCAGUACAUUGCUGCAAAGUACAAUCUUUAUGGGAAGGACCUGAAGGAGAGAGCGCUGAUUGAUAUGUAUGUGGGAGGUACUACAGAUUUUAUGGAGAUGAUCAUGGAGUACCCAUUCAUUCAGCCAGAGAUGAAAGAAGAACACCUCAACAACAUUGUGCAAAAAGGCAAAAACAGAUACUUUCCAGUUUAUGAAAAGAUCCUAAGAGAUCAUGGUGAGAAGUACCUAGUUGGAAAUCAGUUUAGCUGGGCUGAUGUGCAGCUGCUGGAGGCCAUCCUAAUGAUGGAAGAAAAAUGUGCUGAUCUACUGACCAAUUUUCCUCUCCUUAAGAGCUUCAAAGCAAGAAUUAGUGAAAUUCCUACAAUCAAGGCUUUCCUGCAGCCUGGGAGUCAGCGGAAGCCAGUGCCUGAUGAGAAAUACGUGCAGACAGUGAAGACAGUUCUGCUGAUAUAACAUGGACUAGUUACUGGACCUUCUACUAACUAACUGCCCAUCACACUACAAGCUUGUCUACUACUUCAUAAGAAACAUAUUGGGGGAGACUUAUUAUUCAAAAUGCGUCCAAAAAAGCUGGCCUACGUGCUUUACAAGACAAUGCUCGUGGCUUAGCAGACAGGAAUAAAGCUUCAUGUGAAAGGGGCGUUAGAUGGGACCUCGUGUGAC
Bufo bufo (common toad) is the source of this 1129-nucleotide messenger RNA. RefSeq names its product glutathione S-transferase alpha-4-like. Gene Ontology annotation, biological process: glutathione metabolic process. The record is from RefSeq and is a predicted model, not a curated record. The coding region runs from base 251 to 919 and encodes 222 amino acids. The transcript is spliced from 7 exons. Gene Ontology annotation, molecular function: glutathione transferase activity. NCBI's taxonomy places the organism in Eukaryota, Metazoa, Chordata, Amphibia, Anura, Bufonidae.